AUGGAGCCUCCGACACGAAAGGGACCGGACCUUGAAGAUGUUAGCUCAAUGUUGGUCGCAUUUAGUGAUCUGUUUAGACGCGCUCCGGAUAUGGAGGUCAUAAAUGAAGGAACAGAUCACACAAAGAAAGUCUCAGCCGCUCGAAAUGCUCAGCUCGAGUCAAUACGGACUGAUCUACGAGCGCUCUCAAAGAGCUUAGAAGCCUCAAAGACUGCUGCUCAGCGCUCGGACGACGUGCCGUCGCGUGCUGAACAUACGCGCACGGUGGAGACGCUCGAGCAGAAGCAUUUCGCAAGUAUGAAAGCGAUAGGAAAGCUCGAAAGAGAACUAGGAGACAAGGUGUCGCACAUAUCUAGAGUGAAAGACGAGACGGCGAUUUGGGAGCUCAAAGAUCCGAUAGCGGAUCAUGAAGUGGAUAAUCUACCACUCCGGGCCCAGAUUUGGAAGUCACUGGGCUUUGAACUUAGACGAGGACCUGAUGGGAAAGCAAAUAAGCUUCUAAUCCGAACUGAGAGUGGUGACUGGCGAGUGCACCCUGUUCAUGAAAAGCUCUCCGUUGACGAGACGAAUGAACUAUGGAGCAUCAAUGCGAGCUAA
Molecule: messenger RNA, 597 nt
Organism: Serendipita indica DSM 11827
Lineage: Eukaryota; Fungi; Basidiomycota; Agaricomycetes; Sebacinales; Serendipitaceae
Source: the annotation of a GenBank genome assembly